AGAAAAUGAGCACUUGUUUGACUUUGAACUCUUGUUUCGAUUCGUCAUUUUGUUACAUUCACCAGUCGUCACAGUAAUCAAUUUCUAACGUUAGAUCUGAUCAACUAAACCCAUUUUCUUCGACCAUUGCAAUGGCGACUAGAUUAAAUGACUUAAAACGAUUGUGAUUUGACGAUAUUCUGAAUCUGAGCUGGAACUGUUGUGACUUGUUAUUGUUAGCAGUUACUAGAGCCCGCCGCCGCCCGAGCUACGGGGAGACGAGGAUGCUACCACUCUGCGAUAUUCCGACCUCAUGCUUCUUGUGCUGGUGAACUCUAUUCCUAGCAGUGGCAUUUUGUACAAUGUCAUUAUCAGAGACGUAAUGCAAGUGAUCUUUGAAGAUGGUUGGAAUAUUGUCUGAAUCUUGGAUCAUGCCUUUCUUAAAAAUUUGAGUUUCUUCACAUGAUCAACUAAAGAAUCCUUCAUUUGACUCGGGACUGAUGACAGUUAUUGCCAAGACAAGGAAUGGAUGUGUCAACAGUCUUGCUUACAAUCUUGAUACCUCUGCUGGCAUGCAGUGUGUACUACUGCCUUCAUCUUAAGCAACAACUUGCCGCCUUUGUGACUACAACUGAGGAAUUCAGUGACACCAUUCCUCUAAGUCAAGAAAGAAACCAUGCCAACAGUUCCCAGAAUUGGCUAACAUAUCUUGAAGAUUGGGGCAGCAGUGGUUGGUGUCAGGGUACAACUAAUGUUGACAGGCGUUGUAUUUUCCACAAUCUUUGCUACCACUCCAAAUACAAUGAGUUUGUUUUCCUGCAUGCUCCAUACACCAUUAAUGAAGGGAUCCCGGAUGAUCGCCAGCAGCCAGCUCUUGCUGAUCUAUCUUCUGUACCAGAUCAUAACACCCAGUACUUUGGUUAUGUGGAUGUUCCAAGUUCUGCUGUGCAAUCAAUGAAGAAUAUCUCUUAUCAGGAAGGAAAGUACCUGCUUUUCAAUCGUUUCAACACCGGUAAUCUUAUGCACGUGUUUCAUGAUGAUCUCUUACCUGUCUUUUACACUCAGCUUCAGCUGGGUCUUCUCAAUAUGCGAUCUGGUAUAAAAGCUGCAACGCUACUCAUCAAUGAUGGCCAGGAAGAAGGGCCCUUUUUUCAUCUUUAUAAGCACAUCUCAAAACAGAUGCCUAUUCUUACUCAUCAAUUAUCUCAAGAUGAUUCAUCAAGUUUGGUCUGUUUUGAAGAAGUGCAUGUAGGACUAAAUAAGUUGACCACCUGGUAUCAAUAUGGUUUUGAUGUCCCUCAAGGUCCUCUGGAAGACAUUGCUGUCACCUCUAAAGAAAUCAGAUUGUUCACAUCCUCUUACAAAUCCAAAUUAAACAUCCCUAGUUGUGAAUCCCAAACAGAAACUGAAAUUGAGAAUAUGUUUGUUAUUCUGUCGAGGAGAAGUAAUAGGCUCAUUUUGAAUGAAGUGGAAUUGAGUUUAGCACUGGCACAACAUUUUGACGCAUUUGUCGUUGUAGCAAGUUUAGAGACGCAUUCUUUAUCAGAACUUAUAGGAUUGAUAUCUUGCUCUAAAGGUCUGAUUGGUGUUCAUGGUUCCCUGCUCUCAAUGUCCAUUUUCCUUCCUCCAGGUUCGAUCUUAGUCGAGAUCUUUCCUUAUGCAGUGAAUCCAGACAACUACACACCUUACAGGACAUUGGCUCACCUCAAGGGAAUGAACAUCAUUUACCGAACAUGGAGAAACAUUCUUGAGAAUAACACAGUCACGUACCCUGAUGCAGAGCCGGACCUCGGAGGCAUCACUCACCUAGAGUCAGAGAUCCGGGAUCAGAUCUUAGAAAGUUCAGAGGUUCCUCCUCACCUAUGUUGCAAUGAUCCGGCAUGGUUGUUUAGAAUCUAUCAGGACACCAUAGUCGAUAUCAACAGUUUCGUGGAAGCAGUCAGAGAUGCUCUUCAAAAAUCUGAGGAAAGGGACAUCGAGGAGGAGAUUAGGAAAGUACCCUUCCAGCCUGGAGCUGUCCUAGAGCUUUCCUGCUCCACCAUUCCUCUUUCAUCUCAGAGUGCAUCAAGUGAUGAUGAUGAUUAUGAAGUUGGCCUUCUAUUGUCAUGGAAACCACCUUGGAACAUUCCUGUCAUUCAGAAGACUACCAAAGCUGGUUACCCCAUCACAGUGGAAUACGAGGUGAUGAUACAAGAACAGGGGAUGGGUGACUUAUAUGCAGGGGCGUUUAGAUUGUCCAUGACUUCUCAUCUAUUCAAAGGAAAUUUCAAGAAUAGUCAUGUGUACUUCACAUGGGUAAGAUGUGUAGCAGGCGAUGUGGCUGGGCCGUAUGUUGCAAUCACCUCUUGUCCUUACAUUGAGAACUGAAAAGUCAAUUACUUUCCACUACGUUCACUCAUAAAACAUUGAUGGAAAGAAAAAGAAAGACAUCAGUUUUGUGCAAUAUUUUGACCAGUACCUGUUUGACUAUACAUGCAUCAUUAAGUAAUAUCCUCAUGUCAGAUUGAGUGUCAAGAAAUUAAAGGAUGCUUUGGAUACCCAGCUUGAUUGGCUUUGGAGAAAAUUUUAGGAUUG
Molecule: messenger RNA, 2553 nt
Organism: Lytechinus variegatus (green sea urchin)
Lineage: Eukaryota; Metazoa; Echinodermata; Echinoidea; Temnopleuroida; Toxopneustidae
Product: protein O-linked-mannose beta-1,4-N-acetylglucosaminyltransferase 2-like
Exons: 3
Coding region: 505-2346 (613 amino acids)
Biological process (GO): protein O-linked glycosylation via mannose
Cellular component (GO): endoplasmic reticulum
Molecular function (GO): protein O-acetylglucosaminyltransferase activity
Source: RefSeq, a predicted model, not a curated record